AUGGGAUCGUCCGCCGAAGAAACGAGCAACAAGUCAGAAGGACCACCACGACACGACGUGCCUUGGAGAGGACAGUUGGCUAUGGGAUCGUCUGCCGAAGAAACGAGCAACAAGUCAGAAGGACCAAUAGGUCCCAUCAGCGACAAGUCAGAAGGACCAAUAGGUCCCAUCAGCGAUGAUGACACUACUAUUAUUCGAAGUGAGCGAGAGGUAGACAAGGUCGACGACAGCGACGAGAGUGACAGUCAGAGCCAAACACCGCACGAGAGACGGCGAAAGUCAAAAGCCUUGAUAUUUGCUCGAAACUGCAUUGUCAUUUUGGCACUCUUUGCACUUUUAUCGUUUGGCACAUCGACCUUUUCAAAAGCCAACGUUGUGCAGCCGUCAGAACAGGUCGUGAAACUGGGGAAUGCCAUGCAGCACGAAAUGAAAGAAGCUUUCGAGACUUUUGGAGAGUCAGUCUCUUUCCAGGAUGUCGAAGAACUUGAAGAGCCAUGGUACCCCUCUCAAAAAGUCAGUAGACCCCAAACCAAAAAAGACAGUAGACCCCAAACCAAAAAAGACAAGGGAAGACGAAAACGACCUCACAGAAAGAUAAAACCACGCCACCCUGAGAUUGGCUUGUCAGGCGACACGGAGCGACGGCUCCAAGGCAUGAUGGGAGGCAUGAUGGGAGGCCGUAGUGGCAGCUUUGACCGUAGUGGCAGCUUCAGCAGCGGGUUUUUCCGUCGUACCUUCAAUCCCACUCCCACUCCUUCUGCAAGUCCUUCGGCAUCUCCCGUUGGAUCACCAUCUGCAUCUCCCUCGCGACUACCAUCUGUCUCUCCAUCAACAACACCAUCUAAGCAACCGUCCACGUCGCCUACUACGUCCAAAGCACCAUCCCGCUCACCAUCCUCAUCUCCGUCUGAGUCGCCAUCUGUAUCAAAAAAUCCUUCUGGGCAACCAUCUUUAUCUCUGUCACCAUCUGUAUCGUCACGGCCUUCUAGAGUUCCAUCAUCAACGCCAUCCAUUUCGCCCACACUUUCAAAAGCCCCCUCUGUGUCUCCCUCGACAACACCGUCCAAGGCUCCAUCUUCCCCUCCCUCGAUUCGACCGUCCCAAUCGCCCUCCUUUGCAUUGCGCACCUUUCCUCCCACGGUAGCUCCAACAGAUGGACCACGGACGCCCCGUCCAACCUUUGGGACUGGGGGAUCUAGAUCUAGGUCCCGGAUGGGGAUGGGGAUGAUGAGAGGAAGGUCCUUCAGUAGUAUCGACCAGCAGCAGUUUGAUGCGGAACUACAAGACCUUAUUGCAUUCCUCCCACCAGACUUCUUGGCUCUCUUUGGAAACAACUGAAGAUAGCCUUUUGCUUUUGCCGGAAGUGGAACAUGAAAGAGCAGCUACAAGGGGGUUGUUUUCCUUGUCUGCUCUGCCCUC
Molecule: messenger RNA, 1419 nt
Organism: Seminavis robusta
Lineage: Eukaryota; Bacillariophyta; Bacillariophyceae; Naviculales; Naviculaceae
Source: the annotation of a GenBank genome assembly